CUCGAGACCUCCGGCGCGGCGAGCUCGUGCUACGCGUGCCUCGCGCCGCGCUGCUCACCAGCGACCGCGUCAUGGCUGACGACCCCGAGAUCGCUUCCUGCAUCGCUGCUCGUCAUCCCCGCCUCUCCAGCGUGCAGUCGUUGACACAAUUGACAAAGGUUCCAAAGACAUUGCUAUCGCAAGUUGUCAGAUGAUGUGGGUAUUGGAAGAAUCAGCCUUCUGGAUUGGAAGACAUUGCUUUGUCUGUCAUCACCGCUCCUGCCAUCUGCAUGACCUAUCAAAGCAGGAAGGGAAUCUGUGAGACUGACAUUGCUGGAACAUUAUUUAACCAACUUUUUCCCUUCCAAUUUUUUUAACGAACACUAUUUCUGAUUUGGAAUAUAAGAUAGCACAUAUUAUUUCAUCAUCGCAGUUUCUGAACCAUCUUUUGUAGAAUUAACCACAUUGUCCUAUUUCAAUUUAUAGCAAUGCAAUAUAUCUACUGUUGUACUCACAGCCUUUUUCUAGUCAAAUUUCCUUCGCUUGGCCUAGUGUCUCGCUGAAUGUUAUAAGUAUGAAAAAAUACAGCCUUUUUCUUCUUUCUGAUAUCUCUGCCCGUUAAACUUGUAAACAUAAAUCCUAGCAAACAUGAACUAAAGAAAUUACCUUGGAGUACUCAGUAAUCAAGCAAGCAUUGAGUAGCAGCAAGAAAAAUAAAGGUUCAACUAAAUCAGUGCUCCAGUUUGUGGAUUUGUCAAUUAUCAGCACACGGAAAUUAAGAAGAGCAUAUAUCUCCACCAUUGAGUACACCUUAUCCACUGUUAUGAGUGGCCUUUGUCCAGUUUGCUUUACAGUUUUGCAUGUAUUUACAGCUAGUUACAUCCGCAAUGAUUUCAUCGUAGAUGUCUAGAUUAACAGAAAAAUACACAACGUGAAUUAUUGUAUAUUGGUCCAUGGUUCUCAUUCGAACGAAUGGGAAAUGACUUCUUACAUUUGCGAUCGACAUCUUCUGCCUGCAUGCAAUCAAAUACUCCCUCUGUUCCUCAAAUUAAGGCCUAUAUUAUUUCCUUUGACCGAGCGUUUGACCAAAGAUUACUCCAUCAACGCGUGGCAUAUGCGAUAUAAAUCAUAAUCGUAAACAAGUAUUUUUGAAUACGAAUCCGAUGAUAUCAUUUUAUUUCACAAAAAUAUAUAUUAAUAAACUAAAUCUUGGUCAAAGGCUCGGUCAAACAAAACAAUAUACGCCCUAAUUUAAGGAACGUAGGGAGUAUCUGCAAAAAAGAAGAAGACAUGUAACGCCUCGUUUUGCCUUCACAUGCUACACAUCCAGCCACAACAACAAAUGGGACAUUGUAGACUGAUGAGUAAAGGGGAUAACAUGCCAUAAGAUAAAAACUAUUUUUCCUCGUAGAAAGAAAAAUAUUGCAAUAAUAGUGUGUUUUAUUGUUGUUUAUGCAUAAAAAUAAGAACAAAACCUGUCAUUUUCCUACACUCAACCUCAUUAUACAAAAAUAACUAUCAGACCACAAACUUUAAACAAUCAAUAAAUGCAAGGUGCCAAAUUUCAGAACCAAAACAGGUCGUUUCCCGAAAUAAACAAUGAGCAGCCUGUAGAUUCGAUGGAAUAAAUGAACCUGGUGCGUUGCAUCUGACCGGUCAAAAUGGUGAGAAAUUAUCAUGUGAUUUGCAUAGUUUUUAGAUGACUUGUUGACAAAAGGUGGAUUAAAGCGUACAUUUUGAUUUAGAUAUUAGAUAUGUCACUCGAUGGACAUGAUAGGUGCUGGGAAAUCGACAGUGCAAGAAUUCAUUCAUUGACUGGUGCUGAGCUCAUUGCUCCAGGCUUCAUCCUUUGAUCGAAGAAGAAUAACAACCCCAACGUGAGGACGGCGACGAGGAUAACACAUCGCCUUACCUAUGCAGGGGGCUGACAGCGGCAAGGAAACAGCUUGCUCGCCAGCGUUGCAGAUCCAAUGGUUACUCACCUAGGUGCUCUCAUCUUGAUCUGCACCUGGAUAAAAGUGAGAAGCCUCAUCAACAUCGCAUCUACAAGACAUGAAAGUGAGAGCACACAAACAUUAAUCUCAAAACAGAUACUGUACCCACUUUUUCUAAGCAUUUUACCAAGCACCUAGAAUACACAAUCAAGAACAGAUAGAACAUACACCAAUUCUUGGCUAGACAACACACAAAACAAGAUGAAUGGGAGUUCAAAUGAGAGGGAUUCCACCAGAAUGAGGCUACCAAUAGCGGUAUCAGUUUGUGUAUGUCUAAAGUCUCACGGACUCAAGGUACCCCAAACACAUGAGCGUAUGCUCCAGGGCAUUAACACAAACACAUGAGAUGCGGCUAAGAAUAGACACUGAGGGCAAGUAAUUUGCCUCCACUGAUUACAAGUCCCAAAUCAAGCAAGACAAAAUAAAAGAAGGGAGAAAGAGUCGUGUGUGAGCCUGGCUGAUUGCCAUCUCCUUGCAGCUUUCCGAGAUUAUCGCCAGAAGGUGCCAACUGCCGGCUGGCCAAAAAAAUCCACAAGCAAGAAGAAAUUUAUAGUUCAUAGACUGAGUUAUUAAAAUUGACCCAACAGCUGAAUCAAAUAGAUAUUCAUAUACAACUUAUGGUGGAAGAGGUUCUUGGCGAGGGUGUGGUUGGGCAUGGACUCCGCAACGAGCAGACACUCAUCCCAGUUGCAGCAGUAGCCGAUUAGGUUGGCCAGCCGUCGGUGCCGCAGCUUCAAGCGGCAGUGUCGGGCGGCCUCUCUUCGACAGCUCCGAGCGUGACUCUAUCAUUGACGAUGCGAGGGUGGACGUGUGGUGCGGGGAAGAGACAAUCAUGGGAUGGGGGUAAUUGUGACGCAAGGUGGGGCGUCCGAGCCGGCAUGAUCCUCCACAGAUGAGCCUCCGUGCUGGUGGCGUCCUCCGCGGAGAUGAGAAGGAUAAAGGAGAAGGGCAAGGAAGCGGGACCCUAUCUGCCGCAAUGUUGGUGAGAAAGAGAGGAAGCAGAGUGUGGGCUCAGAGCCAGUGGCGGAUCCAGCCAUAGGAUGGAGGGAACUGAGGUUUGAGGCGGCGGCGACUUUGUAUCACGAAGAAGAAAGCAGAAGGGGCGCGCUGCUGGAUCUGAUUGCAGGACACAGUUGGACCCACAUGUAAGAGGUGGGAUGGGGUGGCUACGUACCGCUACCACCAUUUGCCUUUUUUAUAAGAGUAGAGAUAUGCAAUGCAACCUAAAUAUUACUCCCUCUGAUUCUAAAUUCUUGACUCAAAUUUGCCCAAAUAUGGAUGUAUCUAUUUUUAAAAAGCGUCUAGAUACAUGUAAUAUUUCGACAACAAUUUAGGAUCGGAGGGAGUAUUGGUCUAAUCGAUGGUCAAAAUUAAAUCUCGAAAUGUGUACAACGCCCCUAAUAGUGGAUGCAGGGAGUACUUCUGAACACGAAUAUAAUGACAUCAUUUUUCUGUCACAUAAAUUGCACAUUAAUGACGUAACUAUUGGUCAAGGGCUUUGUCUUAGCCAAUGAAAAUGCACCCUGUAAAAAUAAAUGGAGGGAGUAUUAGUAUUUGAGUCACCAGAAGUUUGGCAAAAGAUUGGAUCUGAUCAGGGUUCACUUUACCAAUUUAACUAUCUGCUUCUCUCAAUCAGUUCGGUGGAACAAAUUUUGACAGACUGGGCAUUUGGCAAACUAAUUCAUAAAGGGGUAAAUAGUUAUUAAUCAUUCAGUGUACUGGCUUUCUGUGACUACGAGGGAGAUCUGUCUAUAUUAUGGUUUGCUACGUUGUUUUUUCUUCUGAUACAAUUUAUACACAAUUCUUUGUUCAACCUUCAAAAAAAAUGUUUACAUGAAUUUGGCCAUUGUUAGGAUAUUGCAUAACCUCUCAAAUAUGCAGCAGUUCUCGCUGGAUAAAAAUUUGGACGAAAAUAUUGCGGUUUGUUUACAGAAAGGUUAAACAAGUAGCUUCACUGAGAUGGGACAACAGUUUUUUAUUUUGCUUUCUCAGAGUCAGGCUGUCAGCUUGUUGUUCCUUAUACAUCAUCCAAAUAUUGUACAUUGUUUGAAUGCUUUCUCUGGUUUCCUCUUUUUGCUUGCGCAGAGACUGAUCGUAUGCUUAUUGGCUGAAGUAGGAAAAGGGAAGAGUUCUAGUUGGUACCUCUAUUUGUCUCAGUUGCCUAGCUACUACACUGUCUUGGCUACCUUCAAUGAUUUUGAAAUUGAAGCUCUCCAAGUUGAUGAUGCUAUUUGGAUUGCACAAAAGUCUCUUUCGGCCAUCAGAUCUGAGUGGGAAGAUGCAACACCGCUAAUGCAAGGAUUGAAAUUUAAACCUAAGCUUUUGAUAUUUAAAACGUGGCUCUGGGCUUUUGCAACGGUAUCUUCACGAACACUGCAUGUAGCAUGGGAUGAUGCUGGUUGCCUAUGUCCAGUUGGUGAUUUGUUCAAUUAUGCUGCUCCUGAUGAUGAUAUUUCAUCGGAGGAAGAAAAUAGAGAAGAAGUUACAAAAUGCCAGCAGAAAAAUGAGAUGUUGGAAGAGGUGAAGUUUGGUCGUUCAUCUGAGAGGCUGAGCGAUGGGGGAUAUGAAGAUUCUGAAGCAUACUGUUUGUAUGCCCGGAAAUGUUAUACAAAAGGGGAGCAGGUGCUUCUGGGGUAUGGGACAUACACAAACUUGGAACUUCUUGAGCACUAUGGUUUUCUUUUGGCCGAGAACCCUAAUGAGAAAACUUACAUUCAAUUAGAUUUAGAUUUGUACAGUGUUGGUACUUGGCCAACGGAUUCCCUAUAUAUUCACCCAAGUGGAAAUCCCUCGUUUGCAUUGCUAUGUUUAUUAAGGCUAUGGAUGACUCCUGCAAAUCAUCGAAAAGCCUUCAGUCAUCAGAUUUACUCAGGAUCAAUGCUUUCUGUUGAAAAUGAACUGGAGAUUAUGAAAUGGUUGGGCAGCAAAUGUGUAGAAACUUUGCAGAAAUUGCCUACGACUGUUGAGUCUGAUGAAAGUUUGCUUAGCUUUUUACAAAAGCUGCAGAACAGCACUAAUUGGAGAGUAGACGUGGACCAGUCAAGCCUUGGAGAAGAAUUUGGUGUGUUUCUCCGAUUCCAUGGCUUGGAUCUGAAUUACACAGAAAGUCACCUACCAGUUCGACUGCUACGAUCCCUGGAGAGAUGGGAAUUGGCUGUGCGGUGGAGAUGCACCUACAAGAGAACUCUGGUUAAGUGUAUUUUUCAUUGUAAACGUCUAAUUCAUGAGCUUUCCUUGCAACAGAACCAAUAGUUUCUUGUUAUGUUGAUGAGCCUGCUGAUUUGAGUACAGAGGCUUGAUAGUCAAUUUCGCAAAAAGAUUGAUUCCGAGAGCUGUUGGCUGGGUGUUUCGUCAGCUCAGAGUCGCUGUGAUUUGUAAUAUUUGCUAGUGUGCUUUCUGUUCGUGGUUAGAUUGAGGCUCCUCUUUUAGUUCA
Molecule: messenger RNA, 5406 nt
Organism: Brachypodium distachyon (stiff brome)
Lineage: Eukaryota; Viridiplantae; Streptophyta; Magnoliopsida; Poales; Poaceae
Product: protein SET DOMAIN GROUP 40
Exons: 5
Coding region: 3933-5225 (430 amino acids)
Biological process (GO): peptidyl-lysine monomethylation
Molecular function (GO): protein binding; protein-lysine N-methyltransferase activity
Source: RefSeq, a predicted model, not a curated record